Messenger RNA from Penicillium hordei, 540 nucleotides. RefSeq lists its product as uncharacterized. NCBI's taxonomy places the organism in Eukaryota, Fungi, Ascomycota, Eurotiomycetes, Eurotiales, Aspergillaceae. The transcript is spliced from 3 exons. The coding region runs from base 1 to 540 and encodes 179 amino acids. The record is from RefSeq and is a predicted model, not a curated record.
AUGUCUCGAUCAGGAGAUUUCGAUCAUCUGUGUAGUACUGAAGUCAGGCUCGAACAACCUUCCUUCUCACCCAGUGUCACGUUUGUCCUCGAUGAUGAAUUGUCUGAAGAAUACCAAACCAUGACACAGGAAGAAUUUGAGGAAGACCUCGGCCAUCCUCCGAUUGAUGGUACUAUUUCUUGCUCCCUUCAAGUCCGAGCCCACCAAGCUCUCACUCAGCACACCCAUGCGGAAGUCAAGGCUCUCAUAAGUCUCGAUCACAAGAACUGCACUGCAGUCCCAAAGUUACUUGCUUAUGGUGAUCGGGUGCAAGGUGUAGGAGAUUACGUCCCUGGAGGCUACAUAAAUUAUGCCGCGUGGACGCGAGUGGCCGGUGAACCGAUUAGCUCCGCUUCUUACUGGGAACUUGACCUCGCAUACCGGGUGGAGGUGCGUUCCGCUUUCCGAGCUGCUUAUAGAGAGCUAAAAAACGAUAUAUGGGGACCGGGACUUAGCUCUCUGAAGAAUCUCAUUUAUGAUGAGGCCACCAAGUCUAUGUAG